Molecule: messenger RNA, 324 nt
Organism: Baudoinia panamericana UAMH 10762
Lineage: Eukaryota; Fungi; Ascomycota; Dothideomycetes; Mycosphaerellales; Teratosphaeriaceae
Exons: 1
Coding region: 1-324 (107 amino acids)
Source: RefSeq, a predicted model, not a curated record
AUGUCCGCCAAACUUCGUUUUGAUAAGCCUACAAUGGCACUGUGCCCUGAUGAGGAAGCCAUCAAUACUCGGGAUACGUUAAGCGUUGUCGAGUGGAGCCAAGAUCGCGGCUUUUGCAGAUAUUGUCAAUCUCAACUGAUACAGUAUCCGGUUUGCCCGUUAUCGGCAUGGGCAGAUGGCACCUUUUGGGAACAGGCGGUGCGGUUAAGGAUUUUCAGCAAAGAUCUGGUGCGGCGACAGCUCCUACGCCUGGCUCGUGCUGCCAUGCAGCGCUCACCCGAGCACACGCCACACCCUCUUUUGGCUGUGCGGGAACGAUUGUAG